Messenger RNA from Tyto alba (common barn owl), 1834 nucleotides. RefSeq names its product zinc finger protein 775-like. NCBI's taxonomy places the organism in Eukaryota, Metazoa, Chordata, Aves, Strigiformes, Tytonidae. Gene Ontology annotation, molecular function: DNA-binding transcription repressor activity, RNA polymerase II-specific. The record is from RefSeq and is a predicted model, not a curated record. Gene Ontology annotation, biological process: negative regulation of transcription by RNA polymerase II. The transcript is spliced from 6 exons. Bases 74 to 1591 code for a protein of 505 amino acids.
CGCGGCGGGCGGCGGCGGCGGCGGCGCGCGCGGCCCCGGCCCCAUCCCCAUCCCCUCACGGUCCGGGCGGGUCAUGGCGGAGCUGCGGGAGCGGCUCGACCUGCUGGAGCGGCGGCUGGAUCGGGCGGAGGCGGUGCUGAGGGAAGGGCCCCCCUGGGCGCUCUGGUUCCCCGAGGUGCCAGUGAUUUUCGAGGACAUCGAGAUUCACUUCAGCCGGCGAGAGUGGGCCAGCCUGGACGAGGGGCAGAGGGAGCUCUACAGGACUGUGAUGCAGGACAGCUACGAGAUGCUGGUGUCCCUGUACUGUUCCCUCUCCAAGCCUGAAGUCUUGACUCGGAUGGAAAGAAGAGAAGAGCUGGGCAUGCUGGCCCGGUCGGACCUGGCGGGAGCAGACGGGUCCCCGGCGCCAGCCGUAGAGCCCGACUGCCCGAGCGCCGACGGCCCGCUGGGGAUGAAGGCAAAGGAGUCUUGUGGGGGGAACUGUAAGGAGCUGGAGGAAAGCAGGAGCCUGGCGGUCCCGGCGAACUGCGGUGCACCGCCCGUCCCUUGUGAAGCCACCGCUGUCCCAGCAGAUCUCAGCCUGCCGACCCCGUCCCCCUUCUGCCCUCUCUCCACGCGCUGCCACGAAGCGGUGAAUCUGAACGGGUCUCCGCUGCCUCCCGCCGCAGCAGCAGAUGCCGAGGUGGGGAUCCCGGUGGAGGUGCCGCAGAAGGAGGUCGCCGCGGAGGAGCCGGCGGUGCCCGAAGUGCCCUCGAAGGGCCCGGAAGGGGAGGACCUGAAGGAUUUGGGGAGCGCUGGCCAAAGUCAGGCAGCAGACGUCCCCGAAGCACCGGCCAAGGAGGCGAUACCAGACGUCUGCAGAGCCCCGGCGCAGGCAGAGCCCAGCUGCGCGGUCGCUGCCCCGGGAGAGCCCGUGGAAAGCUCCUGCGGGGGCCGGACUGCCACCUGCCAGCGCACCUCCACCCGGGAGAAGUUCUACUCCUGCCCCGUGUGCAGGAAAAACUUCCUGCUGAAAAUCAACCUCAUCAUUCACCAGCGGAGCCACAACAACUGGGAGCCCUACGUCUGCGCGCACUGCGACCGGGCCUUCAUGUCCAAGAAGAAAAUCCGGCGUCACCUGCAGGCUUGGGCGGCGAAGGGGUUUUGCCAGCCCUCGGACGGGGAGGAGUGCUCCAGCCCGGCGCCGUGCCCUGCCGCCCGGCCCCGCGCCCUGGGCAGCGACUGCGGCGCCGUCUGGGGGAAGCCCAACCCCAACAGAUACCCCCUGUCGCCUCCCAAAGUGAUGUACACGUGCAACGAGUGCAUGGAGAACUUCUCCAGCCAGAGCUUUCUGAUCGUGCACCAGCGCCAGCACACCACCCACCACCUCAUCCUCUGCCCCUGCUGCAACAGGACCUUCACCUGGGCCUCUGACUUUGUCCGCCACCACCAGACGCAGGCGGGCAAGCGGCCCUACCAGUGCGGCGUGUGCCAGAAGACUUUCAAGCGGCACUACCACCUGGACAUGCACCAGAAGAUCCACGUGCGGCAGGAGGGGCCGUACCCCUGCGGGGACCCGCUGCCCGUGCCGCCGCCGGCAGCGCCCGUGUAGGGGGGGGAGCCUGGCGCCCGGCGGGGCGGGGAGCCGGGGGGCGGCUGCGGGGUCUUCCCCUCUCUCCCUCUCGCGGCAUCGCCCGGUUCCUCCCGCCCCUGCAGACCCUCGCUGCGGGGGGGGGUGGGGGGGGGGGGGUCGCUCCCGGGACGCUGGGAGUGGGCCUGGCCGUGGUGACGUGGUGGUGGUGGGUGGUGGGCUCGUGCCUUUUCUGGAGGCACCAAUAGAUGCUGUAGAAAUGAG